AUGAUGCAACCAGCGCCCAGUGCAUCGCCGCCAGCGUCUGAACAAAAUGACGAGCCGCCGUCGGCCACGAGCACGCGCAGCUUGCCCAUACUCUCGCCGCAAAUCAAGAUCCAGCCAGCUAUCGACAUGCCAAUGAGACCAAGUCUUGCCCCUCAUGUAUCUGCACCACCAGCUGCACCCAAGUUCCAGAGCCCGAUGAGACACCACAAGAGGACCCCGUCUCAGCAUCGCGAGAUCAAGGAAACCCUCAAUGCGAAAACCGAGUAUACGAACGACGAGGCCGAUGGCAGCUCCCAACACACGAUCAACCAAUACACCAUUCGCGAGGAGAUCGGUCGGGGCUCCUACGGUGCCGUCCACCUCGCGACGGACCAGUUCGGGAAGGAAUAUGCCGUCAAGGAGUUCUCCAAGAUGCGCCUCCGAAAACGAGCCCAAUCCAAUAUCUUGAGGCGCCCCGAAGGCGGACGACCAGGACAACUUGCCCCCGGCCGAGGUCGAUGGAACACCCACAAGAAGCAACUUAGUCACCAUGAUGCUGAGGAGGCUAAAGACUCCUUGUACCUGAUACGGGAGGAGAUCGCCAUCAUGAAGAAACUCGAUCACCCAAACCUCGUGUCUCUGAUUGAGGUGCUCGACGAUCCGGAUGAUGACUCGCUGUACAUGGUCUUGGAAAUGUGUAAAAAGGGGGUGAUCAUGAACGUUGGUGUGGACGACAAGGCAGAUCCAUACGACGACCAGCAUUGUUGGAUGUGGUUUCGCGAUCUGGUCCUUGGCAUUGAGUAUUUACACGCUCAGGGGAUCGUACAUCGUGACAUCAAGCCGGACAACCUUCUCUUGACAGAGGAUGAUGUGCUGAAGAUAGUCGAUUUCGGGGUGUCUGAGAUGUUCGAGAAACCGGACCAGAUGUUGACCCAUAAAUCUGCAGGUUCCCCGGCCUUCUUACCGCCGGAGCUCUGCCAAGCGAAGCAUGGCGAUGUGUCCGGCAAGGCAGCUGACGUAUGGUCGAUGGGUGUAACUCUUUACUGUCUGAAGUAUGGGGAAUUGCCCUUCCCAUGCGACAAUGUCCUGGACAUGUACAACGCAAUCCGGGCCGAUGAGCUCCGUCUGCCGAGCGAUGAAAAUGAAGAGUUCGCGGACCUGAUCACCAGGUUACUGGACAAGAACAGUGACACGAGAAUCACUAUGCCAGAAAUCAGGAAUCACCCAUGGAUUACGAGAGGGGGCAGCGACCCCCUACUUUCAGAGGAAGAAAACUGCUCUGAUAUGGUAGAAGCUCCAAACGAAUUGGAGGUCAACCAUGCCUUCACACAGAAGAUGGAUCACAUGUUAUAUGUGUUGAGGGCAAUCCAAAGGUUCAAGGGCCUUGCCUUGUCUAGCAGGGUCGCGACCUCAGAAGGUGGAUCGCCACGAACGACUCGUCACCCGCCGGGACUUGCAGAAAAAGAAGUAAUCCCAGAGAACAAUGAGUUGGCACAACCCUCGAAACCGCAAUUACAGUCCACAACCGGUCGCCCGCGCAAAAAGACCAACGCUGAAGAGGCCGCCGACCUGGUGGACCUGCGCAAUGCGUACCACGCAUCGUCGGGUCGUGCAUCGAGACAUACCGAGCCUGCUAUUGGGACGGGUGAGAAGGGUCACACGCAAGACCCAACGGACAAAACUCCGCUGUUUCUCGGCAUCGGGACAGGCGGCCGCGAUGAUUUCGCUAGCGGAGAGGCUCCUGCCACAAUUGUGUCGGACUCUCCCACAGGCAUUGACUUUGACAUCUACGACCGCGCUUUCGAAACGGAAAUAAAGCGCAUUCGUUCUGACCGCAAGAAGGGAGGUCGUGCAAGGACGUAUCUGACCCGCUUCGUGGGCGAGAAAGAGGCGGAUAAGUAUCUCGGAGAUGAACACAUGGUUGUCGAGGCUGGCAAGUCCUUCGCGUCGAUCGCAUACGCACGCGGUUCCGAGGCCGCGUCUCAGGGAAUCGCUCGCGUCCAGGAGGCGAGUAAUGCUGCUACACUCCAGGGGAACGACAUCAAGGAGAAACUGGAAACGAAGCGUCAAGAGAGCCAAGAUGGCGUUAAGAAGGCUGUCGAGGCCGCCAAGGAGACCGGUAACAAAUUUGCCAACUUGGUCACAUCGAUGAGGAAAUGA
This is a messenger RNA of Anthostomella pinea, 2139 nucleotides long. The record is from the annotation of a GenBank genome assembly. NCBI's taxonomy places the organism in Eukaryota, Fungi, Ascomycota, Sordariomycetes, Xylariales, Xylariaceae.